AUGGAUCACCUGGAUCUGGAUCUUGCAGAGACUACUCUCAUGGAAUUGGCUGAUGAAGCUGGAAGAAUAAUUAGAGAGGCUUUCUCAAAAGAAAAGAGGAUCAAGACAAAGUCUUCAAAUGUUGACCUGGUGACUGAAACUGAUCAGAAGGUAGAAAUGGUGCUGAAAGCCCGGUUAGCAGAGCUCUUUCCAACCCACAAGUUUAUUGGAGAGGAGAGCACUGCUGGAGGAGCAAAAUGUCAACUGACAGAUGAACCAACUUGGAUCAUUGAUCCAGUGGAUGGCACCAUGAACUUUGUUCAUGGCUUUCCAUUCAUAGCUGUCUCUAUUGCCUUGGUUGUUCAAAGGCAGCCUGUCUUGGGAAUAGUUUACAAUCCCAUACUAGAAUUGAAAUACUCGGCUCGGAUAGGCAAGGGAUCCUUUCUCAAUGGUGAAAAACUGCAAGUGUCAGGUCAAGAAGAUCUGUCACAGGCUUUGAUCUUCAUUGAAAUUGGCACUGGCCGUGAUCCAGAGAAGAUGAAAUGCGUACAGGCAAAUUUUGCAAAUCUAAUCUCGCAAGUUCAUGGUGUUCGAUUAUUAGGAUCAGCAGCAUUGCAGGUGUGCAUGGUGGCCCAGGGUGCCUGUGAUGCCUACUCCAGUUUUGGUGUCCAUGUCUGGGAUAUUGCUGCUGGAGCCCUGAUUGUGACUGAGGCAGGUGGUAUUGUCUGUGACACUGCCGGCGCUCCGUUGGACUUGAUGGGUCGUCGCAUCCUGGUUACUUCUUCAUUGAAGCUGACUGAAACUUUAAGCAACACUCUGGUGCAGUACUCACCAGACCGAGAUGAUGUUUAG
This is a messenger RNA of Darwinula stevensoni, 831 nucleotides long. The record is from the annotation of a GenBank genome assembly. NCBI's taxonomy places the organism in Eukaryota, Metazoa, Arthropoda, Ostracoda, Podocopida, Darwinulidae.